Molecule: messenger RNA, 3129 nt
Organism: Acipenser ruthenus (sterlet)
Lineage: Eukaryota; Metazoa; Chordata; Actinopteri; Acipenseriformes; Acipenseridae
Product: spartin-like
Exons: 9
Coding region: 314-2104 (596 amino acids)
Biological process (GO): negative regulation of BMP signaling pathway; cell division
Cellular component (GO): plasma membrane
Source: RefSeq, a predicted model, not a curated record
GCCGUACUGCUCGAAGCUUCUGAAAAACGAGCAGGUGAUCUGGACACAUGAUGUACAGACUGCCAGGAUAAGCACUCUCAUGUAAUUAGAGCGUAGGAGCACGAAAGAUAAUUAGUUUCACUAUUUAAAAGCCCUGCUUUAAAGCGGUGUAAUGUUGGGUUAUAUUGAUUAAAGCAUUGCAAACUGGAGUUGGGACAGUCAGGACACGUGACAGUUUACUUUUCACUUUCAUUUGGUAAACUAACAGCAAUAUCAACAGGUAUCUGGAUUCAUUAAAGAUUCAUCCACACAAUCAACUACAUAUCUUAUUAAGAUGGAAAAAGUGAAUCCUGAAGCAUUUGAAGAUGCAAGGCACACCAUCAGAGACGUGUACAAGAAAGCCUUCACGCUCAUCAACAAGGGGCUGUCGGAGGAUGAGGCUGGUCGCAAGGAACAGGCCAUUGAUCUGUACAGGCAGGGGCGGCAGCAAUUGCUGAGGGGGGUUAGCAUCCCUUCCCAAGGGCCAGAAAACACAGGGCCUGCCUGGGAGUCCGCAAGAGAGAUGCAGGAGAAGAUGCAGGAGACCCUGAACAACAUCAGCACCCGGCUUCGAAUCCUGGAGACCGGAGAAGCCGCAGCAGCUGCUGGCUCAUCUAAUGGAAUCCCAGGUUCCUGUGCUGCUAACGGCAGCAGCUCUGAGAUUUUGUAUCCAGCCCUGCCUUCAAAGGAAAAACCCACAAGACCUGUGCCCCCUAAGGUUCUCUUUCCAGAAGGUGAUCCACCCGGUGCAGGAGGGAGCAAGGUACCCAGCGAGCUUCCGCCAGCCUACUCGCCCCAAGCAGCUGAGGGCCAUUACACCUUGUCUUAUGGGACAGACGGUGGGGAGCUGUCGAUGGUGGGGGGUGAUUUUUAUAGCCAGAACAACCGGCCACCGCCCAUGGAGAAUCUCGGGGCGGAUGGUGAGGAGCUGCUGCUGAUCCAGAGGGGGGUGCAGAUCUUCUUUGUGACUUCUGAGGGGCAUGUGACGGCCCCCUCCUACCCAGGGUACCUCCGCAUCAUCAAGUUCACUAGCACAGACUCUGUUCGAGCAGCCAACCAGCCUCCGGCCUUCCUGCAGGUUUGCGAUUGGCUCUACCCUCUGAUGUCUACAGCCUCCCCGGUCCUGCUGUGUAACACAGGAGUCUAUAUGUUCCCUGACGUGAUGGCACAGACGCCAGGGUCCUACGUUGGAGUGGUCCUGUCCUCAGAACUGCCAGACACAGAGAGAGCGCUCUUUCAGGACCUGUUGUCACAGUUGACAGACUUGAGGGUUCAGAUUUCAGAUGGAAGUUUAAAAGGAAUGGUUAAAAAGCCUGCAGAAGCAGCAUCGGACUCAAUUAACCUGAGCCAGAGGAUUCCCCUUGCUGGUCCUGAGGCGGAAACUGAGGAUAAAGAGGCCUUGCCAGAGUGGAGUGAAAAAGUAGCCCAUGGAAUUCUCACUGGUGCUUCGUGGCUUAGUUGGGGUCUGGUUAAAGGUGCAGAGUUCACUGGAAAAGCCAUCCACAAAGGUGCUUCGAAGCUGAGAGAACACAUCAGCCCUGAAGACAAACCAGCCCAUGUCAGCCCUACCAUGGCCAAGAGCCUGCAUGUAGCAAAGCAAGCAACCGGAGGGGCAGUGAAGGUCAGCCAGUUUCUAGUUGAUGGAGUAUGCUCUGUGGCCAGCUGUGUGGGAAAGGAACUGGCCCCUCAUGUGAAGAAACACGGCAGCAAACUGAUUCCAGAGUCUAUGAAGAGAGACAAGGACGGGAAGUCGAAUAUGGGUGGAGCCAUGGUGGUGGCAGCCAGUGGCAUGCAGGGGUUUGCAACAGUGUGGACAGGCUUGGAGGUGGCAGCAAAGAGCAUAGCUAAAAGUGUAGCAUCAGAGACUGUACAUACUGUGAAACACAAGUACGGUGCUGCUGCUGGCCAAGCUACAGACAACGCAGUUAACUCUGCCGUCAACGUUGGUGUGGCAGCAUUUAAUAUUGACAACCUGGGCAUCAAAGCAGUAGUGAAAAAAACAGGAAAGGAAACUGCCAGCGCCAUCCUGGAAGAUUACAAGAUUCGGGAAAAGCAAGAGAAGCAAUUGAAGAAAGAGGACAAAUAAUUUGUACUUCUUUCUUUUCCCCCAGAGCUUUAAUAUAUACAGUAAAUGUAAAAGUGUAAUUUAUAUUGUAUUUAAAUGUAAUUUGUGUGAAUACUAGCAAUACAAGAACAUGUUUGAUACAGUAUUAUUUGAUAGCAAUGUAAAAGAAACAAAAAGACAGUAGUUAUUGGACUCCUGUUAUUUAUGAAAAAGAUGUGCAAUAACUUGUAUAAAUGAAAACACAGAUUUGAUUUCCUGAGGUAAAUGGAAUUAUCAUCCUAUUCCAAAGUUAGACCACUGCUGACCUGAAUUUAUAACAAAGAUAAAACUACCAAAAAAAUAUAUAUAUUUAUAUAUUUUGACCAUGCAGUUUCUCUUCUGUCACUGCAAGUGUAGUGUUGAGAUAGCAGCCAGUGCCCAUAACCAUAAUUUACCAAAAUAAGCCUGCAUUCUGUAGAAAAGAACUACUUCAGAACAAGUGUUCCUUUAAAUGGUACAGUACACAAUUAAAAUACGUGGCACAGGAAAAUAACCACACUUGUCUAAUGUUUUGGGACCACUGAUAGAGCAUUUCAUUAUUUGACAAGGAAAAAGAGAAACAUUGAAAUUGCUUAAUUUAUUAACAAAAUAUGCAUUUACACUGAAGUCAGAAUGGUUAUUCCUGAUACAAAUGUAUUCACUGCAUUCCAAAGGAUUAUUGGUUUAAAAGCUCACUGCCACAUUUCACUGCUGCUACUUUCUCCAGUCUUGCCUGAGCCUGCAAAUGAAACAUAAGUUUGUCAUUGUUUUUGCAAUAGACACCAAAUAUGAGACUUUGUAAGUUUCCCCCUCCCCCCCCCUAUACCAACACAUAACCAUACUCUAGUUUUAAUGACAUGUUACUCUGAUUUUACACUUAAGCUUACUAUAGCCAAUAUACUUUUGAGUGAUUAGAGAAGACAUUUUGGGAGAUAAUUUUUCCUUUUAUUCUGAAUAUCCUUUUUGUGAUGCAUUGCCUAAUAAAGCAUUUUACUAAUUGUAAUAUUUAAUAAAGAUAAAUUGGUUUA